Molecule: messenger RNA, 6288 nt
Organism: Ricinus communis (castor bean)
Lineage: Eukaryota; Viridiplantae; Streptophyta; Magnoliopsida; Malpighiales; Euphorbiaceae
Product: callose synthase 12
Exons: 2
Coding region: 302-5680 (1792 amino acids)
Biological process (GO): (1->3)-beta-D-glucan biosynthetic process
Cellular component (GO): plasma membrane; 1,3-beta-D-glucan synthase complex
Molecular function (GO): 1,3-beta-D-glucan synthase activity
Source: RefSeq, a predicted model, not a curated record
AGAGAAGCUUCAUAAGCAAAACAAGUUGGUCCUUAGCUAACACUAUAUUUAAUGGAAAGUUUAUUAGUCUAAUGGCAUUCAACCCUCUAAAAUACAAAGGAAACGUAGAGCAAGCUUUUGUUUCAAAUGAAGCAAGCAAAUUAACCUCAAAUUCUGAUGCACCAAUUAUUAAUACCAUAGUCAAUGAAUUUCUUCUGAACUUUUCCUGAGAUAAUAUAUUAUAUACUAUCAGAAAAUUGUUAUAGUAAGUUGUAGCUAUCAACUACAGUUCCCCGCUACAAUCUUCAUUUCACCUCCAUGAAUGUUACAAUUUUCUUUUAUUUACUUACCUUGGUCAUAUAGUCUCAAUACCGCCACUCGGCACCCCCAUGCCAUGUCGGCCGUCUGGCCAACUGGGCCUUCCGAUCAAACCCGGUCAGCACUGGAAGAUGAGACUUACAACAUCAUCCCCAUCCAAUACCUCCAUGCCGACCACCCUUUACUACAGUAUCAUGAGGUGCAGGCAGCAAUUGCAGCAUUACGCAUAGCUGACGACCUUCGGAAGCCAGCUAAUGUCCAAUGGCAGCCUUCUAUGGAUCUAUUGGACUGGUUAGCUUUUUUCUUCGGUUUCCAGAAGGACAGUGUUAGAAACCAGAGGGAGCACCUCGUGCUUCAUCUUGCAAAUGCUCAAAUGCGCCUUACUCCACCUCCUGACAACAAUCACUCUCUUGAUUCCACCGUGGUUAGGAAAUUCCGACGCAAAUUACUUAAGAACUACACCGAUUGGUGCUCAUUUCUUAAUAAGAAAUCCAAUAUAUGGAUAUCAGAUGACCAGUCAAACCAUGAUCUCCAGCGGGAAAUCUUGUACAUCGCUCUUUAUCUCUUAAUCUGGGGAGAAUCUGCCAAUCUCCGCUUCAUGCCAGAAUGUAUCUGUUACAUUUUCCACAAUAUGGCUAUGGAAUUGAAUAAGAUAUUGGAAGAUUAUAUUGAUGAGAAUACAGGACAGCCUGCGAUGCCUUCAAAUUCAGGUGAGAAUGCGUUUCUGAACCGUGUUGUUAGGCCUAUUUAUGAGACCAUUAAAGCAGAAGCUGAGAGUAGUAAAAAUGGAACUGCACCACAUAGUGCUUGGAGAAAUUAUGAUGACUUAAAUGAGUACUUCUGGACUAAAAGAUGUUUUGAGGAAUUGAAGUGGCCAAUUGAUGUAGAGUGUAAAUAUUUUGUGGAUCCGAAUAAGCAGAAGAAGCAUGUAGGAAAGACAGGGUUUGUGGAGCAAAGAUCGUUUUGGAACUUGUUUAGGAGUUUUCAUAGGCUAUGGGUCAUGCUGAUACUGGCUUUACAGGCUGCAAUUAUUGUUGCAUGGGAAGAAAGAACAUAUCCAUGGCAGGCGAUGGAAGACAGGAACGUUCAGGUUCUGCUUUUGACAGUAUUCCUUACUUGGAGUGCAUUGCGGUUUUUGGAGUCUUUGCUUGAUACAAUGAUGCAGUAUAGUUUGGUUUCAAGGGAAACUAUUUGGCUUGGGCUUAAAAUGGUGUUAAAAUGUGUAGUUGCCGCUGGAUGGAUGUAUGUACUUGGGAUGUUUUACUGGAGGAUCUGGGCUCAAAAGAACAGUGAUGGACAGUGGUCUGUUGAGACUAAUAGGAGGAUAAUGAAUUUUCUUGAGGUGACUUUAGUGUUUCUGUUACCUGAGUUGUUCUCAUUGGCUCUGUAUAUACUCCCUUUGAUUAGCAAUCUUCUUGAUACUGUGAACUCGAGGAUCUUUUACCUGUUGCCGUGGUGGUUUCAGGAUAGGAGUUUUAUUGGCCAUGGAUUGAGGGAGGGGCUGGUUGCUAAUGCGAAAUAUACUUUAUUUUGGGCUGUGGUUUUAGCUACCAAAUUUUCUUUCAGUUAUUUUCUGCAAAUUAAACCCAUGAUUCAGCCAACGAAACAGUUGUUGUACCUUAAAGAUGUGAAUUAUGAAUGGCAUGAGUUCUUCGAAAACAGAAACUGGAUUGCAGUAAUAGUAUUGUGGAUUCCUGUGGUACUGAUUUACCUGAUGGAUUUGCAGGUUUGGUAUUCAAUUUUUUCCUCUUAUGUGGGUGCGUUAGUGGGGUUGUUAGCACAUUUGGGGGAAAUUCGAAACAUCAAACAAUUAAAGUUGAGAUUUCAGCUUUUUGCAAGUGCAACUCGGUUUAAUCUCAUGCCGGAAGAGCAGCUACCAAAUGCAAAGGGGACUUUGAAGAGCAAGUUCAAAGAUGCCAUUCAUCGGUUUAAGUUGAGGUGUGAGAUCGGGCGACCUUAUAAGAAGCUGGAGCCAAACCAGGUUGAGACAGACAAGUUUGCUUUAAUUUGGAAUGAAGUCAUAAUCGCUUUCCGGGAAGAGGAUAUCAUUUCUGAUAUGGAGCUUGAAUUAUUGAAACUGCCACAAAAUUCUUGGAAUGUAAGAGUUAUCCGUUGGCCAUGUUUUCUCCUCUGCAAUGAGCUGAUACAUGCUCUUACCCUGGGCAAAGAGUUGGUAGAUGCUCCUGACAGUUGGCUCUGGUACAAAAUAUGCAAGAAUGAGUUUAGGCGCUGUGCAGUUAUAGAAGCUUACGACAGCAUCAAGCACUUGCUUCUUGAUAUCAUCAAGCGCAACACAGAAGAACAUUCAAUUAUCACAGCCGUGUUUCAGGAAAUUGAUCGCUCGCUGCAGAUUGCGAAGUUUACUGGGACUUUCAACAUGAUUGCUCUACCUCAUUUACAUACAAAGAUGAUUGAACUUCUUGAGUUGUUGAAUAAACCUGAGAAAGAUGCCAAUCAGGUUGUGAAUACUCUACAGGCUUUGUAUGAAAUUACCGUGCGAGAUUUCUUUAAAUGGCAGAGGAGUAUAGAACAAUUGAGAGAGGAUGGUUUGGCUCCUGCUACCAUGGCUGGACUGCUUUUCUCUAGUGCAAUUGAAUUGCCUGAUGCCAGUAACGAAACCUUCAACAGCCAAAUACGGCGUUUGCACACAAUUGUUAGCACUAGAGAUUCAAUGCACAACAUUCCCAAAAAUGUUGAGGCUAAGCGUAGACUCGCUUUCUUCAGCAAUUCCCUACUUAUGAACAUGCCCCGUGCUCCCAAAGUUGAGAAAAUGAUGGCUUUCAGUGUCCUGACACCUUACAACGAUGAAGAAGUGUUGUACAGUAGACAUCAACUGUGGACUGAGAAUGAAGAUGGGAUCUCCAUGUUAUACUAUUUGCAAACAAUUUAUGAUGAUGAGUGGAAGAACUUUAUGGAAAGGAUGCGCAGAGAAGGGAUGGUGAAUGAUAAGGAACUAUUGACAAGCAAGCUGAUGGAUCUUCAGCUCUGGGCAUCUUACAGAGGCCAGACGUUGGCCCGUACAGUAAGAGGAAUGAUGUAUUAUUAUCGUGCUCUUAAGAUGCUGGCUUUUCUUGAUUCUGCCUCCGAGACGGACAUCAGAGAAUGCUCACUUGAGUUUGGUUCAACGAGGAGUGAUGCUGAUUUGAAUAGCUUCAAAUCCAAAAGGUCUCCUUUCAAUAGUUUACGCAGAAAUAAUAGUUCAGUGAGUUUGUUGUUUAAAGGCCGUGCGCAGGAUGCUGCUUUGCUCAAAUACACAUUUGUUGUUACCUAUACGAAGUACGGGGGUCGGAAGGCAGAGGAGGAUUCCCAUGCUAAGGAGAUAUCAUAUUUGAUGAAAAAUAAUGAUACACUUCGAGUUGCCUAUGUUGACAAAGUGAUCACGGGAAAUGGUGAGGACGAAUAUUACUCUGUGCUUGUAAAGUAUGAUCAACAGUUGGAGAAGGAAAUUGAAAUCUACAGGAUCAAGUUGCCAGGCCCCUUUAAGCACGGGGAGGGAAAACCUGAGAAUCAAAAUCAUGCUAUUAUCUUUACUCGUGGUGAUGCAUUGCAGACUAUUGAUAUGAACCAGGACAGCUAUUUCGAAGAGGCACUCAAAAUGAGAAAUCUCUUAGAAGAAUACAGGCAAAAGAAUUCAAUUAGGAACCCAUCUAUUUUGGGAGUCAGGGAACACAUUUUUACUGGCCCUGUCUCAACCCUGGCAUGGUUUAUGUCUGCUCAAGAAACAAGUUUUGUCACAUUGGGACAACGUGUUAUGGCAAACCCUUUGAGAGUUCGAAUGCAUUAUGGCCAUCCAGAUGUCUUUGACAGGUUUUGGUUCUUGACUCGUGGUGGCAUCAGUAAAGCUUCCAAGGUGCUUAACAUUAAUGAAGACAUUUUUGCUGGCUUUAACUGCAUUUUGCGAGGAGGCAAUGUUACGCACAUUGAAUAUAUUCAAGUUGGGAAAGGAAGGGAUCUUGGAUUCAACCAACUUUCGAAGUUUGAAGCUAAAAUUGCUGGUGGAAAUGGCGAGCAAGUUCUUAGCAGAGAUGUCUACAGGUUGGGCCAUAGGCUGGACUUUUUCCGUAUGCUAUCAUUCUUUCAUUCUUCUGUAGGAUUCUAUUUCAACUCAAUGCUGGUAAUUCUGACAGUAUAUGUAUUUUUAUGGGGCCGGCUCUAUUUCGCUCUGAGUGGUGUUGAGGCUUCUGCUCAGGCCAAUAGCAUUGGUGACAGAAAAGCAGUAGAUGCUAUUUUGUUUCAGCAAUUCAUCAUCCAACUUGGCCUUUUCACUCUCCUUCCUUUUGUGGUAGAGAGUAUUCUUGAGCAUGGCUUCCUUCAUUCUUUAUGGGAAUUCUUGAUAAUGCUAUUUCAGCUUUCACCAAUUUACUACACAUUCUCCUUGGGAACUAAAAUUCAUUUUUUUGGUCGAAUUAUACUUCAUGGUGGCGCCAGGUAUCGGUCUACUGGGCGCGGUUUCGAUGUGCAGCACACGAAUUUUGCAACCAAUUAUAGACUUUAUGCUCGUAGCCAUUUUGUGAAGGCGAUUGAGCUUGGGCUAAUACUUACAGUUUAUAUCUUGCACACCACUACAGCUAAGGAUACAUUUUUUUACAUAGACUUGACUAUCUCUAGUUGGUUGCUGGUUUUUUCAUGGAUAAUGGCUCCAUUUCUUUUCAACCCAUCAGGCUUUGACUGGUUGAAAACAGUACAGGACUUCGAUGAUUUCAUGAAUUGGAUUUGGUACGAAGGUAGUGUGUUUACAAAAGCUGACCAGAGCUGGGAAAGAUGGUGGUACGAGGAGCAAGAUCAUUUUCGGACAACAGGUUUUUGGGGAAAAUUAGUUGAGAUAGUUCUGAACCUCCGAUUCUUCUUUCUCCAAUACGGUAUUGUCUACCAUCUAAGCACUGCUAAUGGGAGUACCAGCAUUGCUGUUUACUUGCUUUCUUGGAUUUAUGUUGUUGUUGCUUUUGGGAUUUUUUGGGUUAUAACAUAUGCUAAGGCCAAAAAUGCAGCAACGGAACACAUAUCAUAUCAUUCUGUCCAGUUUCUUGUCAUUGUUUUUGGAGUGUCAGUAACAGUAGCACUGCUUCACUUCACAUCUUUCAGAUUUAUGGAUAUUUUCACUAGUUUGUUGGCUUUUGUCCCAACUGGAUGGGGAAUUUUAUCGGUUGCACAAGUACUCCGCAGCUUUCUGCAGUCCACUCCAGUUUGGGAGUCGGUGGUUUCUUUGGCAUGGUUAUAUGAUUUCAUGUUUGGAGUGAUAGUCAUGGCUCCAGUGGCAUUUCUUUCAUGGAUGCCUGGGUUCCAGGUCAUGCAGACAAGGAUUCUUUUCAAUGGAGCAUUCUGUAGGGGCCUCAGGAUCUUUCAGAUUAUAUCAGGAAAGAAAUUUUUUACAAUUGGGUUUUGAAGUGCAACGCUCAAGUUUUGCAAAGAACUAUGGACCUUUAUUCUCCUAGCCAAUUUAAGAAGGCAAUUGAGUUGGGUGUGAUACUUAUAAUAUAUCCCUGACACGCCAUUAUAGCUAGGAAAGCUUCUUUUUAAUGUGAAUGCAAAAGCUGAACAAAGCUGGGAAAGAUGGUGAUACGAGGAGCAAGAUCAUAUGAGGACAAUUGGGUAUUGGGGAAAACUACUUGAGAUAACCCUUCGUUUCUGCUGUUUCCAAUAUGGAAUUGUCUAUCAUUUAGGCUUUGCUGAUAGGAGUAGCAGAACUGCUGUUUGUCGUGGAUACAUAUUGUUGUUGCUUUGUUAUUAUCAUAAUUUGUUUCUUAUGCUCUGCAUAUUAUCUAAAUAAGCUAAUUACCUGGUUGUUCAAAAACAUCUUUUACAUUGUCAACUGAUAUUUUUACGGAUUCUUAUGCUGAUUCACUGCAUAGGUUCUUCCAAUGGACCCAAAAGAAAAGGUUUUGUCCUCUAAGCAAGGACUUAAAGGGUAAUAUUCAAUGAAGAGGAAUUUAUAAACACCCUCUGGCACCUGCACUUACAUUUCUUAUUUUUUUAAUAAUAUAUACAUUUUCA